AUGGAAUCAUCGAACUUUAUACCACCUAAUUGCUGGGCGGCGAAUAAAGCUCGCACCAUAACGAGCCCUGGACACUUGCACGGUUAUGCCGCUGGAAAAUUCGCGGUGGCCCCGGAUAAUUCCGUUUUCCAGAAGAAAAACGCCAUUCCCGGGCCCAGUGACAGCAAUUGGCUGUCAAAACCGAUCAUGACUUGGACAUUGCUUCCGUGUGAGCCCGUGGAGGAACCAAUUCUGAUGUAUCUGGCUCUAGUUGAGCCAAAAGCUAAAGAAGACCGGUCGCGGUGUGAUUGGAUCCCUUCAUUGCAUGGGUUGACAUUUCAGGAGGCGGACGAAAUGGUCAUUCGGAAUUAUGUAUAA
Histoplasma capsulatum G186AR is the source of this 357-nucleotide messenger RNA. RefSeq lists its product as uncharacterized. The transcript is spliced from 3 exons. The coding region runs from base 1 to 357 and encodes 118 amino acids. The record is from RefSeq and is a predicted model, not a curated record. Lineage: Eukaryota; Fungi; Ascomycota; Eurotiomycetes; Onygenales; Ajellomycetaceae.